Messenger RNA from Medicago truncatula (barrel medic), 760 nucleotides. RefSeq names its product protein SEED AND ROOT HAIR PROTECTIVE PROTEIN. The record is from RefSeq and is a predicted model, not a curated record. Gene Ontology annotation, cellular component: cell periphery. NCBI's taxonomy places the organism in Eukaryota, Viridiplantae, Streptophyta, Magnoliopsida, Fabales, Fabaceae. The transcript has 2 exons. Bases 17 to 559 code for a protein of 180 amino acids.
ACCUUAAGAUUAGAGAAUGGCUUUUACAAAUAUCCGAUUUCUGACUUUCAUGCUUCUGAUCACAUCCAUGUUGGUCCCAUGUAGUUUUGCUAAUGCCAAUGGCACCAAAAAACAAGAUGUCACCCAGAAACCGAAUUUAAAUGAUAUACUUUUUUCCAACAAUAUUGGUGUUCAAGGCCUUGUUUACUGUAAAUCUGGCUCUAAACUCAUCCCACUUGAAGGGGCCGUUACAAGGAUAGAAUGCGAAGCUGCCGAUGAAUAUGGCUUUGAAACAAAACCAUUCUCUUUCUUAAAUGAUGCAACCAAUGCAAAGGGCUAUUUCCUUGCAACAUUGUUUCAACAAGAACUGGUUGCAGAAAAACGGGUGCUGAAGGAGUGUAGGGUAUUCCUUGAAGCUUCUCCUUUGAACAACUGCAACUAUCCCACUGAUUUUAACAAAGGAAUUAGUGGUGCUGAACUUCAUUCCUAUCACUUCCUCCAUGACAAUAAGAUGAAUUUGUAUACCGUGGGACCUUUUGUUUUCACCUCAACACCCAAAUCAAUCUCUAAUGGGUAUUAGAUGAUUCGAAACUCUUAGCCCCAUGAUGAUUUUUUUCCUUUUCUAGUUCUAAAUGUCUUUGAUUUGAUGAUUGUUUUCCAUUUUGUAUCAUCCAGAUUCUAGUAUAUAGGAAAAAGUUAUGUAACUUCUAUCUACAAAGUGAGAACAAAUGUUCAUUAUGAAGAAUAAAAGUCUUGAAAACGCUCUUUUGAUUUGAUUUGA